ACUUGAACAUGUUUCUUGAUCCCUUGGCAGCAAAAGAAGUUUUAGAUUCAGAACUAGACGUCACACUCAUUCCACUGGAUGUGCAGCGAAGAGUUAGUUGUUUCAAAGAGUGUCUUGCCAAACUGAGGCUCUCAAAUAAAACCCCUGAGGCUACUUGA
Ilex paraguariensis (yerba mate) is the source of this 158-nucleotide messenger RNA. The record is from the annotation of a GenBank genome assembly. NCBI's taxonomy places the organism in Eukaryota, Viridiplantae, Streptophyta, Magnoliopsida, Aquifoliales, Aquifoliaceae.